AAACACAUCUCGGAAUAGAGGGUGAGGCUACGGCCCACCUUAUAGGUAUGCAUAUAGAUAAUGGUGAUCACCAGCUUGCGAGAACGAAUUCAUAUCAUCGAGCCACAGAUCUAUCAAACGUACGCAUAAUACCAACGAAGUUAUCACCAGUCUCUCGCCAGCACGGCGCGUAAGAGUUGACCUUGAUAAAAUAGUUCGGCCUUGAGUUCAUGCUGCCAGCAUUUUCUGGACGAUCGAUCUUUCUAUCGCCAUCAUUCUACCCUCUCUUCUAUUUCAUCUCAUUCCUCCUCUUUCUCUUCACAAGAUCUCGCUUUCUCCUCCGGAACCCCUAUGGGAGAAGCUGCCACUAUUUCGUUUCUCCCCCCUUCCAAAGGCACGGGCGUGGGGUCUGGAAUUUACCGGAACUCUAGUAACUCUGAUCUUUUUGCUACCCUCCCGGGGAACAUGUUAGCUCCGACGAAGCAGCUCGGCUUGCAUGACACGGCCAGGGUUCAGGUGAUCACAAGUCGAGGCGAACUCCAGCAGCCAAACCACCCAGACUAUAACAAGUAUGUGCUAGAAUGUCUGGCAACCGAAUACCGGCCCACUUCCCGUAAUGUCGACGAUCUUCUCAACGAGAUCGGAAACGAAUUCGACGAUUGCCUGGAUGCCAACACGACUCUAGAUACCAGGAGUUUCAUUCCAAACAACAGACUUUUCGAGAUCCUUACACCCGAAAGAGUGCGAGACAUCGUUCAUAGUUUGGAGUGCUUCCAGGACCUGGAAGACAAAGACGGGUUGGUGCAAGAUAUAUGCGUCGGGUCUCAUCUGAGGUUACUGGCUGUCCUCGUCGGGAUUAGGAAGGUCGACUAUCUCCUGGAACACAUGGACGACGGCAUGUGUGACCUAUGCCUCCCGAUGCCAGUACAGAAGGACCGCAGAGAUGGAAGACUCUACUGCCAGUACCACCGGGAAAGCCACAAAAGUCUUGACAGCUACCCUCGAAUUUCACAUCGCAAAGACUUUUCACAGUGGUCGUACAGCCUGUCCGCCCCAUACAUAACGUAUGACGCGAGGCGGCAUCAGCACUACAGCCUCAGUAUCGACGAUAUCCUUCCCAUGCGGGCCGUGGCGGGGAAGCCGCGCGGCCAAAGCAAAGAAGCAGAGGAAGCGAAUAGCUCCUACGGGGGGUUCAGCCAAGUCUUCAAAGUCGAGUUGGAUAAAAGUCAUUACGACUUUGGGGACGUCGGUAUUCGUCAUCCUGAUGGGUUUUUCGCAUUGAAGAAGCUUCUCUCCCGCAACUAUAGAGACUUCAACUUGGAGCUUGCCUCCCUCUUAUUCUCGAUGGAUAACUGUGAAGGGGAAGGUAGUAAGCAUAUAAUCAACCUAUUGGCGACCUUCGAAGUACAAGACCCAUCGGUUCAACAUUCGACGUACUACUUCCUCUUUGACUGGGCGGAUGGGACGCUCGAUAGUUUCUGGCGAACUGCCGAAUGUCUCGUCGGUGACAGGACUCACUACAAGUGGAUGUCUGAACAAUUCUACGGAAUCUGUCUAGCUCUCCAAUCCGUGCACAACGAACGCGGACAAAGCCCGGGGCCUAUUGGGGGCGACGCCCUCGAGGGGAACUUCGCUGUACGGAGUCAUGGUUUCCAGGAGCUCUAUGGGCGGCACGGCGAUAUCAAGCCGGAUAAUAUCCUUUGGUUUCGCUCGGGCGCGACUAGGGGCGACUUGGGGACGUUGGCGUUGGCGGAUUUCGGGCUGGGAAGGUUGCAUACCCAGGUGUCCCGAUCGAACCGAGACCCGAUGAACAUCCCUCGGACUGCAACCUAUCGAGCGCCCGAGUUCGACGUACCCGGCACCACGAUCUCGCGGGCGUCGGACAUCUUCAGCCUUGGGUGCGUAUUCCUCGAGCAUGUCACCUGGCAUCUGCGAGGCCUCGAGAGCGUGACGGACGGAUUUCCGGACCACAGAAUGGAGACUGACAUUUACGACUUCGAGGCCGACACAUUCUUUUCAGUUCGCGAUCACAAGCCCGUCCGGAAGGAAAGCAUAACGAUGUGGAUCGCAGACCUCCGCAAACAUACGAAUUGCAACGAGUACAUUCGCGAACUACUCGAUGUGAUAGAAUACGGGAUGCUCGAGCCGGAGAGCGCAAAGAGGAUCGGUAUAAAUGCACUCGUGGACAGGAUGGCGGACCUUCGUCGGAUAAAAUGCUAGUCGGAAAGGGAAAGGGGACGGGUUGGGAUGCCAUCGAGGAGUAGGUAGUCAAGGGCUUAUAUAUCUACCCUCUGGAGAUGCACACACGCCUACAUAGCUGUGUGUGCGAGUUUUCAUGAUGCACGUAGGUACUGAACGAGGGCGGAGAGGAACCCCAGAGUCCCACGGGCAUUAGGGGCGGGUAAGACAAGCCACUAAUAGUGAAGAACGCACCCACGUCCCAACCGACCCAAGAAGAUUCUGGCACCUCAGACCUCUGUGAGAAGAAUGCCUCCCCUUCCUUCAGGAGAACCCACACGCUUGUCUUCACUCAGUUGGCGGAUGACGGGCCCGCCUCCCGUGCCUGUGGCUGGGCACGGAGCGCGAAUCGUAGUCUCUAUAUACCUAGGUAUAUAUAGACAUACGAAGGUAAGCCUGUCGCCUAAAAGCUGAUAGAAGAAGCAAUAUACCUAGUAGAAGAAGCCUACGUGGUAUGUAACCAGGUGGGGAGGUGGAUGCAUCUACAUCCCUUGCCGAGGAUAACCCGUGAACAGAAACAAUUUCGCGCGGCAACAUAAAUACCUAGUUACCCCAUGAAUCGCACAUCUAUUAAGAGCAGG
This is a messenger RNA of Durotheca rogersii, 2798 nucleotides long. RefSeq names its product protein kinase. NCBI's taxonomy places the organism in Eukaryota, Fungi, Ascomycota, Sordariomycetes, Xylariales, Xylariaceae. Bases 331 to 2199 code for a protein of 622 amino acids. Gene Ontology annotation, molecular function: protein serine/threonine kinase activity; ATP binding. Gene Ontology annotation, biological process: peptidyl-threonine phosphorylation; peptidyl-serine phosphorylation. The transcript is spliced from 2 exons. The record is from RefSeq and is a predicted model, not a curated record.